AUGCACGGCCGCCGCACCCCGCCCCCGCCGCCGGAGGAUGAGGACCUCGGCCCGGCCCCGGCGCCCCGCCCGGCCCUCGGCGCGCCGCGCCCCCGGAGCGCCGCUGUCGCUAAGCCAGAGGAGGAGGAGCUCGGCCCAGCCCCCGGCGCCCCAGUGCCCGCCCCCGGCGCGAGCCGCCCCCGAGCGCCCAGGUGCCCGUUCCCGGCACGAACCGCCCCCGAGCGCCACCGCCUCGAGGCCGCUGGAGGAGGAGGAGCUCGGCCCGGGCCCCGCGCGCCCCUCCCCGCCCCCGAAGCGCCGCGCGUCGCCCCCGGCGCGCGACCCGCCCCGGUAGCGCCCUGGUGCCCGUCCCCGGCGCGCGUCCCCACCCCCGGAGCGACCGGUCCCCGACCCUACCCCCGGUGCGCCGCGACCCCGCCCCGGUGCGACCGUUCCCUCCCCCGGUGCCGCCCGUGA
Molecule: messenger RNA, 456 nt
Organism: Panicum virgatum (switchgrass)
Lineage: Eukaryota; Viridiplantae; Streptophyta; Magnoliopsida; Poales; Poaceae
Product: translation initiation factor IF-2-like
Exons: 1
Coding region: 1-456 (151 amino acids)
Source: RefSeq, a predicted model, not a curated record